Molecule: messenger RNA, 823 nt
Organism: Pyrus x bretschneideri (Chinese white pear)
Lineage: Eukaryota; Viridiplantae; Streptophyta; Magnoliopsida; Rosales; Rosaceae
Product: syntaxin-71-like
Exons: 2
Coding region: 184-468 (94 amino acids)
Source: RefSeq, a predicted model, not a curated record
UCUCUCUCUCUCUCUCUCUCUCUUUAUUUUACGUUUCUUUCAUUUCUGAGAGAAUCGAAACGGUCAACGUAACUAGUUGGUCUCUUUCUUGUUGCCCUCCUCCUCCUCCUCCGACUGAACCCAGAAAACCCACCAUAACAACAAAGUCUCGGAUCAGUUGAAAACUGAGAGAGGGAGAGAGAGAUGAGUAUGAACGAUUUGAUAAUGAGGGUUGAUUCAAUAUGCAAGAAAUACGACAAUUACGAAAUUGAUCAGCAAAAGGAGCUCAAUAAUAUUUUUUGGGACGAUGGAUUUGGUCGCCUAUACGGUGUCGCUGAGGCCGACCUCGAAGCUGCUCUCCAGAAAUUGGAGAUGGUAUCGAGGGAGGGGAACAUGGCUACUGUUGUUGCUAUGAAUGCUGAGAUUCGACGAACCAAGGCUCGUUUGCUUGAGGAGCUCCCCAAAUUGAGAAUACUUGCUCCUAAAUAGGUUUAAUCCUUUGUCAUUCUGUUAUUGAUAAUCGCAUUCAACUUUUUCUUGGUUUUCACUAAUAUCAACCUCUUAUGCUACAUUUUUUAGCAGAACUUAAUUGAUUUUUCAAAUUUUUAUAAGACGCAAUGUAUCAUGAAAUUUCAAUUUUUAGAGCGUGUCUUCAUAUAUGCGCGUAAUGUAAUCUUCAAUUCUUUAUGCCGCGUUCUUCGGUUUUAAUGUUUGUGUUUUUUUAUCUGUUGCCAGUGCGUUGAAGUGAAAUGAUGAUCCAUCAACUAUAUCCACAAGUUCUCUACUUCAUUUAUGGUUAUGUGAAAUAUAUGCAAUAUAUUCUCAUUGAUAAUGGACAAUGUAU